AUGGCUGAGAUGAAAGUGAGAGACACGACAAUCCCACUUACCACCAGUGUAACUUUAUGCAUUCAGAAACCUCAAGCUGGUAAAAGAUUUGAACUGAAGCAGAGUAUGGUGCAACUAUUGCACACAAAUGGACAGUUCACUGGUUUAUCGCACGAGGAUCAACAAGUUCAUAUCCAAAAUUUCCUCGAGAUUAGUGACACUUACACUCCAGCUGGAAUGGACAAGUUCCUUAUUAGGUUUUUCCCAUCUGGGAAAACAGCUAAGCGAAUGAGUGACAUACUGAGCUUUCUACAGAAAGGAGGAGAGAACUUGUACCGUGCUUGGGACAGGUUCAAAUCGAUGUUGUUGAGCUCUCUGCAUGAUCAUCAGGCUAACAAGGUGUUGGUCCAUACCUUCAUUGAAGGAUUGGAGCCUAACACCAAGAUUUUACUUGAUUCAGCUGCAGGUGGACAAGCUUUGGAGAGUACUUAUGCUGAGUUGUUCACCCUGUUGAACAAGAUUUCACAAGGGAACCCCAAGUGGAAUGGAGGAGGAGCUAAACCCGUGAUACAGAAAACUGUUGGAAUGGUGGAGGUAGAUGCAGUGACUGCAUUAACUGCACAAAUUGUUGCAAUGCAGAACAUGAUGAACACUCACUUCAACAACCUAUCGCUGGGACAACAACCAACUCAGGAAAUGCACAAUGUGGAGAAGGUCAUCAGAACUAUUGGAACUCCUAUAAUCCUAGUUGGCGGAAUCAUCCGAAUUUUUUCUGGGGAGGAAAGCAGAACUCAGGCCCUUGGCCAGAAUCAAUAUAGACCCCAGGGGGAUUCACAUGGGUACCAACAACAGGCUCAACAGGAGCAGCCCAACAAUCAGCAAAGUAACAUGAGCAUGGAGGAGAUGCUGAAGAAGAUCAUGGCUGAUCAAGCUCAUGUAGCUGCUGACGUUAGACAUAAUCAGUUACCUAACCAGAACUUGGAGAAACAAUUUGGGAAGUUUGCUAGUGCCCAGAACUCACGACCUCAAGGAGAUAUUUUGCAGGGUAUACCCAGGAAUGCGAAGUAUGUGAAUGAGAUCGUGGCAAACAAGACGAGGCUGACUGAAUAUGAAACUGUAGCACUUACUGAAGAGUGCAACUCCCAAAUCCCAAAUAAGUUGCCCACCAAACUGAAAGAUUCAGCUUACCCAAGGAAUGCUAAUGCCCGCAACGCUAAUGCAACUCCUCCAGUCCCAAGUCAUGAGGUUUCAAAUGCUGAAUUUUGGAAUGUCAUUCAACUUUUGGCCUGGAGUGUAGCCAACCAGAACAAUCAGCCAGUUCCUACUAAUGGAAAUGGUGGACCAGUGAAAGCUAGGGACUGA
This is a messenger RNA of Solanum verrucosum, 1341 nucleotides long. RefSeq lists its product as uncharacterized. The transcript is spliced from 5 exons. The record is from RefSeq and is a predicted model, not a curated record. Bases 1 to 1341 code for a protein of 446 amino acids. NCBI's taxonomy places the organism in Eukaryota, Viridiplantae, Streptophyta, Magnoliopsida, Solanales, Solanaceae.